AUGCACUUAAUACAAAACAAGACAUUGAUAAAGGGUGGUUAUGUGAUUUUAAAAAAACGUCAUAGUUUACAUCAGUUUAAGAAGCAAGAUGAAGCUGCAAGUGUACCUUCUACUGAAUCAAUAGCAAAUGAUUGUAUUGCUUUACAACAAUUUCUUGCGUCUUAUAAUUCUGAAAAUAUUUGGAAUAGUAAUGAAACUGAUCUUAACGCAUAUGAAUAUAUAUAUAUUGAGGAUAAAAUACCAGAGGGUGGACUUACUGAUGACAAAAUUGUUGAUAUAGUUUUAAAUACAAAUAAAGAAGGAGAAAAUAUGAACGAAAUUGAAUUUAUAUCUAUAUUGGAAAAAGUUAGUCUAAUAGAAGCUGAAAAAUUUAUAAGUGAAACUAUGAGAUUUUUAUAUGAACAAGAAUGCAAAUUUGGUAAAGUUAGCGAAGAAUUAAAGGUUUUAAGGAAAUUACAUAAAUGA
Messenger RNA from Funneliformis mosseae, 465 nucleotides. Lineage: Eukaryota; Fungi; Glomeromycota; Glomeromycetes; Glomerales; Glomeraceae. The record is from the annotation of a GenBank genome assembly.